This is a messenger RNA of Panicum virgatum (switchgrass), 1588 nucleotides long. RefSeq lists its product as uncharacterized. Bases 221 to 1579 code for a protein of 452 amino acids. The record is from RefSeq and is a predicted model, not a curated record. Lineage: Eukaryota; Viridiplantae; Streptophyta; Magnoliopsida; Poales; Poaceae. The transcript is spliced from 3 exons.
UCGGGGUGGUGGCCGCGUCCGCGUCGCCCUUCGACGAGCUCCACGCGCGGGGGAGGCCCGUGCCCGGACCCUCCAAGGUGAGCCAGCCCACCGUCCCGCCCUACCUCGCCUGCCUCGGGCGCAUCGUCCCAGCGGCCAACCAUCCUCUCCCUUAUUUUUCCCCAAAUUGAAUAGUAUGUCUGGUGGGUAGUAUUGGGUACUGCUAAAUGAUUAGUCUCCGAUGGUCUCUGUGGCGGUUGAUUUGAGGUUUGGAUGCUGGAAAGGACAAGGCUUUGACCAACAAUUACCCCAGCCGAAGAUGGCCUGGAGAAGACAAAGAAAGCGUCAAUGUGAGUUGCAAGAGUUCCACACCCACCAUGAGCUUCUGACCGUGACAACCAUUGUUCAAAUUAUGGACGAAGAAGAAGAACAACGUCCUCGUCGUGGCUCUGUAGUUGGGAGGCAGUCUGUGCCCAGGGAUAGGUUCAGCGGCUAUUGGAGGUUGAUGCAAGAUUACUUCCUCGAUCCUCCUGUCUAUGGUGAUAACCACUUUCGUCGCCGCUUUCGAAUGUGCAAAGCUAUGUUCCUUGAUAUAUGUCAUGCUGUUGCGGCGAGGAACGACUACUUCAAGAGGAAAUCCAAUGCUGCAGGCCUGCCGGGAUUCGCCACGGUACAGAAGGUAAUUGCCGCCUUGCGUCUGCUUGCAUACGGAGGGCCUGCGGACCGCCUUGAUGAGUACAUUCGUAUGGGGGAGAGCACCAUCCUUGAGUGCCUGGAUGACUUCACUAGAACAAUGAUUGAUCUCUAUGGACGAUCCUAUCUUAGGCCACCAAAUGCUGAAGACAUUGCUAGGCUACUUCAGAAAGCAGAAGAAAGAGGUUUUCCCGGCAUGAUUGGUAGUAUCGAUUGUAUGCACUGGGAGUGGGAGAAGUGCCCUACAGGUUGGCAUGGUCAAUACAGGGGGCAUUACAAAAAACCCACAAUUAUCCUUGAGGCUGUAGCAAGCUAUGAUCUUUGGAUUUGGCAUGCUUUCUUUGGCAUGCCAGGAUCUUGCAACGAUAUUAAUGUCUUACAUCGAUCCCCAGUGUUUGACAACCUUGCUAGGGGCAUUGGACCUGCAGUGACCUUCAAUGUUAAUGGGAGGGAUUACAAUAUGGGAUAUUAUCUUGCUGAUGGUAUCUACCCUCCUUGGGCUACUUUGAUCAAUGGUAUAUCUAGCCCCCAAAGCAAUAAGCACAAGUACUUCACACUUAAGCAAGCAGAGUACCGUAAGGAUGUGGAGCGUGCAUUUGGUGUGCUGCAAGCAAAGUAUGCAAUUAUGAAAGGACCAGCUAGGAAGUUCAAUCCAAUAGCACUGAAGAAUAUAGUUGAUUGUGUAAUCAUCCUGCACAAUAUGGGUAUUGAUUAUGAGAAAGGAAUGGAGGAGUUGAGAAUUGAAGAUUAUGAUGACGCCACAAGGCCAAGAUUGGAUCCGAAUCGAAACGUUCCGGAAAUUCGUCAAUUGAUCGCACGACACCGCCAAAUUCGAAGCCGGCCAGCUAAUGAACAGCUGAAAGCCGAUCUUAUCGAGCAUGUUUGGAACAAGUUUGGGGCUCAGUAGGUCAGUUUU